Messenger RNA from Eremomyces bilateralis CBS 781.70, 1218 nucleotides. Its product is annotated as phosphomannose isomerase type I. Gene Ontology annotation, cellular component: cytosol. The coding region runs from base 1 to 1218 and encodes 405 amino acids. Gene Ontology annotation, molecular function: zinc ion binding; mannose-6-phosphate isomerase activity. Lineage: Eukaryota; Fungi; Ascomycota; Dothideomycetes; Eremomycetales; Eremomycetaceae. The record is from RefSeq and is a predicted model, not a curated record. Gene Ontology annotation, biological process: GDP-mannose biosynthetic process; carbohydrate metabolic process. The transcript has 3 exons.
AUGGUGGAAUCAAUAAUCCAGCUUAAAUGCUCUUGCAAUACCUAUUCAUGGGGCAAGAAGGGGCACGAAUCUCUUGCUGCAAGGCUCUGUGCCAAGGUUCCCGGGACUGACUUCAAGAUCGACGACAGUAAGGAAUAUGCUGAAAUGUGGAUGGGGACAUACCCAACGACUCCGUCUUAUGUGCUCUCUUCCGGCGAGAAUCUACAAGACUUGCUCAAUGCCAACAAAGAGAAGCUCAUCGGUAAAACAGUCUUGGAAAAGUAUGGCGCUGAUUUGCCAUUCCUAUCUAAGAUUCUGUCCGUCGCAAAGGCGUUGCCGCUCCAGCUUCACCCAAACAAAGAACUUGCGUCGCAGUUGAACAAGCAGAACCCAGAAAAGUUCAGCGAUCCAAACCAUAAGCCCGAGAUUGCUGUUGCUCUAUCAGAUUUUGAGCUUUUUGUCGGUUUCAAGCCGCUCAAGGUCAUCAGUGACCUCUUUCGGCUCGAUAUCCUCAAGCGCUUUCUUCCAGAUGGCUUCAAGAGAGAUAGGUUCAGUGAUGCCAAUCUGCGACUCAUUUGUAGCUCCUUACUCAAAGCACCGGAGAGUGUUGUUGAAGAGGUGGUUCGGGAUCUCCAGUCACUUUCAAAAGAGCAGCUAGGACAACAAGCGUACAUGCUAGAUUUGCUGCCAAGGUUACGGGAGCAAUACACCAGCGCCGACAACGGGAUCUUGCUGGCGCUGCUGUGCAUGAACUUCAUGAAGCUCAAGGCAGGAGAAGCGGUGUAUGUCCCGCAGGAUAGCGUUCACGCAUACCUAUCUGGUGACAUUGUGGAGUGCAUGGCGCGCAGUGACAAUGUACUCAACACUGGCUUCUGUCCUGCAGCUGAUCGGGAUUCGGUCGAUGUCUUUACAGACACUCUUUCGUUUUCGCCACACGAGGCUGACGCAGCGAUUCUGGCUACCAAAGAGAGCGAAAAGGGCAGUGGAAAGACGAUUGUCUACGCUGCAGAGUUUAGCGUUCUGUGUACUUCACUGAAAGCGGGAGAAGCCGAGAAAGUAAAGGAGAUUGAAGGGCCCAGCAUCUUAUGGGUAACGAGCGGUGCCGGAUCAUUGAUUGCAAACUCGGAAGAAAAAGAUCUACAAGAAGGAGGUAUCUUUUUCAUUGCUCAGGGGGUGCCGGUAGAGUUUACGGCGAAUGACAAGGAGGCAUUGGUGGCGUAUCGUGCCUAUGCGGAAUAG